AUGAAAAUGCAUAGGAAGCAGAGGUUUAGUGGGGCUACCACAGCAGUAUAUACUCACAGAAAACCAAAACGCACAAAGUCUUUAAUAGAGCCGGUGCUUGUUAUAACAAGACCAAUGUCGCAUAUGGGAUUUCAAGGUGCCCGGCAUAUGCAUCCGGAGCGCCUACCUACAAAACAACGCGAAAAAGCAGUGUCUCUUCGGCUUUUCGACUUGGAGAAAGAAACGAUAGACAAUGUUCAAAACCUUGCUGAGACUAUAAAAAGGUUGAUGAUUCCAAGUCUUAACUUAAAAUCCAUACCUGAUCACUUAGUAGACAAAUUAGUUAACUUAGAAAAGUUGGACUUAAGUCAUAAUAGUAUUCCUGAUGGAGGCCUUCCCGAUUCUAUGAAAUUGCUAGGAAAUCUUGUUGAACUCAACCUCACCGAUAACCGGCUGACGAAAGUGCCGGCGUCAUUGAAGAAAUUAAAGUGUUUGUCUAGACUCGAUUUGAGUUACAAUAAUAUCGAAUCAUUGAAAGGUCUAGAAAAAGCACGACGUGUUCAAAUAUUGGUCGUCGACCACAACAAACUCUCAGGGGUGUUCAAGGACAUUAGCCAUAUGAGAAAGCUGGAGGUGUUCCGCUGUAGCCAUAACAACCUCCGUGAAAUAGGGACAGAUGUGCGUCAGCUCAAAAGUUUGAAGGACAUGGAUUUGUCCAGCAACAAAAUUGUCGUUUUACCUACAGACGUGUUCAUGUUGCCAAAUCUAGAUGCUUUGAAUGCUAGUCACAACAAAAUCACCAAAGUUUCUUCCUUCAACGUCAGAGUUCACAAUAAACAUUGGGUAUCAGAAGUGGACUUGUCGGAAAACGAUAUCACCAAUUUUCCAGGUCAUCUGCUACAAAUGUCAAUGAAACUUGAUCUGAGUAAAAAUAAAAUAAAAAAGCUUGAUAUGAACGCCAUGAAACAACUAGAAAGAAAUCCUGACCAAGAUUUGUUCGUGGACGACAAUCCUCUUACAUUUCCUCCCCCAGAUGUCACGGGGAUGCGUUCGAUACUGCAGUAUAUGCAUGAGGCGCGCAUAAAUGCCACGGUGUAUAGAGGUGUAAAGGUGGUUGUGUUAGGUUCAACAAAGAGCGGUAAAACGAGCCUGGUGCAGUCACUUGUUGAUCAGCAAGGUCGACUGGUGGACAAUGCAAAUGAAAUCAACGCAGGUGUUGAGGCGUAUGAUAUGCGCAUAGACUAUGAAGAUCAUAAAGCAGAGCAGGGAAAGUAUUUGCAAUUCAGCAUUUGGGAUUUUUGUGGUGAUCCAUUUUAUUUAUAUCCUCAUUAUAUGUUUCUUGAGCAACCUUCCAUUGCAAUAUUGACUUUUAAUAUGAAGCAAUACUCGUCCAGCAAGUUCGACGAGAUGAUUGGAUCUUGGUUCGAUUGGAUGAUAGCAAAAACCAACAGGCUGGUAGUACUUUUAGUAGGAACACAUAGUGAUCUUGUAUCAGAGACACGUCUGAAGCAGAUAACAUUCGACGUUAAAGCCAGAUUAGACACUUUCAGACAACACCAUGAGAACCUAAUCAAACGACGGAUAGCAAAGAUAGACGCUAUCCCCGAAAUCAAGGCGACUCACUCUGAUCAGCUGAUCGCCCUCAAAAGGUUACUAUCUUGUACGGAAACACUACAGAUCCAAACUGACCUCAUUGUGACGAGUGCAAAGGAUUACGUUGGAUAUGAUCAGCUUCGAACUGCUCUAGAUGAACUAGCCAACAACAAGAAACUUUUCCCAGAUGUUAUGACUGUAGUUCCAACGUUUUGGGUUGAGGUUCAAAAUUAUAUUGAAGAAAAGGGCAACACCAUGAUCGUACCCAUCAUGAAAUACGAUGAUUUCUUUGAUGAAAUUACCGACAAAUUUGGCAUGAAGAGGAUGAUGAAGGAUAUAACGACCUACCUCCACGAAACCGGCAGAGUUAUGUGGUUUGCCAAUAACCCUGUCCUUUCCGAGUAUGUGUUCCUCAGACCAUCCUGGCUAUUUGAACUUCUCCGCCAUGUGUAUAGACACGACCAGAAGACUGUACUAAACUACGACACGAAUGAUUCAUUCAAAGCCAUCGGGUUUAGCACCAACCGCUUUGAACGCUACAAGAAAAUGCUGCUGGAAGAAGGUAUCAUGGAAUCCGAGAUGUUAAGAGGAAUCCUUGGACACUUGUUACCGAUAGAUGACGACAGUCCGUUUGGGAUCGUGGAAACAUUACUCAUUGAUGCGUUCCAAGUUGGUUACCCCAUACAACGACGAAAGGACAACACAUAUAGAUUGUAUGUGGAUCCGGACGACGACGGCAACGUCCAAGUGACCAAAAUACUCAUGCCAUGGCUCAGAAAAGUUGAUGAGUCUAAUGAUUGUCAGGAAAAAUGGGAAAAAAUCAAAAACAGGAAAAAGUUAGUAGCUCUUUUGCAUUUUCCAAAAUACAUGCCACCAGGUUUGUUUGAAAUCAUAAGUGUUCGUUGCCAGAAGAAGAAAAAGAACAAUCUAAAAUAUCUUGCUCACUGGGGAGGAGGAGUGCUCGCCGAACACAUGGAGGAGAUAGUGUUAGUUAAAAUAAGCUACUGUCAGAGCAGUAAAGGACGAGGAACCAACCUUAAGUUUGAGGUUCGUGAUAACACUAAGGAGGACGCGUAUGAGGACACACCGCCCUCCAACAUGUGGACCGUGUUACUUCCACUACUGAUGGAGUUCGAGGAAGUCAUCAAAACCUAUCACGGGGUCUUGGUCGAGAGACUGAUGCACUGUCCACGCUGUGAGGAACCUUCCUUCAUUGGGGAAUGGCUUACACCCUCUGACACACAGACGCUAGAAACCAAAGAAUGUGAUAUGUGCAAAGAACACGUGGAUCCAGCAUAUCUCGUGCAGCCGCGCGAGAAGAAGCGAGACCGAAUAAAUGAUGUCCUUGCAAACCUAAGCAAGGUUCGUGCCAGGAGGAAGGCAGCGUUGAUCAAAGGUAAAACCCUGCAAUCAAUGCUUUUGGAUGACGAGGAUGUGGUGGAGGAAGGGGGCGAUAAGAAGGACGAGGAUGCCCUGGCUGUCGGAGGGCGUCGACGGGGAGGAGUGCUUCCUCCUCCUGACCUUUCUAUCCUGGCCCUACCUCCAGGGUUAGCACUUGCUGGACUUGGGGCGACCGGUGACGAAAACGAACAUCAACAACCGGAAGCGGAUGUUGCAAAUGCAAUAAAAGAGGAAUUCGAGGAGCAGGAGGAGGAAGAUGAGGAGGAAUAUAAUGAUGACGAGGGACCUCCGUCUCAUCUUGCCUCUGAUCUUGCAGCCUUCCAAGAUCAUCUCCGAAUGUUAGCUACGCAAGCCAAUCCAGAUAUGCAGUUUGAAGAUGACGAUGAGGAAGACGAUGAGGAAGAGGAGCUCUAUUUUGAUGACGAAAAUGAAAUAGAGGACAGCGGUCGAGCAGGAAAAUGUACAAUCGACGGCUCAACACAAACUUCAAGAAGACGUUGA
Messenger RNA from Ylistrum balloti, 3474 nucleotides. Its product is annotated as malignant fibrous histiocytoma-amplified sequence 1-like. Gene Ontology annotation, molecular function: protein binding. The coding region runs from base 1 to 3474 and encodes 1157 amino acids. The record is from RefSeq and is a predicted model, not a curated record. Lineage: Eukaryota; Metazoa; Mollusca; Bivalvia; Pectinida; Pectinidae. The transcript has 4 exons.